AUGUCCAGACCUAAUAAAUCUCAUCUGAGCGUCUUCAGUAAAGCAGACUUCAAAAAGUCACUGUUCCAGAAAAGUCAGGCAUCACUUGCCACAGUAAGCACCAUGGUUAACCUCUCUUCAGAGCUGAGAUGCUUCAAGCAUAGUCCAAGAGUUGGGCAGAAGGAAAGUGCUGACGCAUUACAGAACUGGAAAUUUGAAGCAGAAACCUGGAAGAAGACAUUCGAUGCUAUGGGAGCCCUUCAGCGAAUGAAUUUAACGGAUUUUGUUCCAUUCACUACACUUAACAAAUCCCCCUAUCACUGCUUAUCUGCGUCUCACAAUUACAAGGUCUCCUUUGGCAAGAUCAGUCAAGUGGAAGGCGGGUCGGUCAAAGGCUUCAGCAAAACAAAGGACGUCAAGUCGUCCGCCUGUGGUUGUAUUGAAUCUGCGAUACUGCCAUAUAUUUCUAAACCACUGACGCUAAGAGAAAUAGUUGACAACGUGGCAGGAAAUAAAUCAAGGAAGCUUUCCGUCUACUUACCAAAACCGUGUGUAUUGGUUUGGUGGGACGCUCGCAGGUACAACGCUGACAACGUCUGUGAAUGGCUUCAAAGCUUCGGUCCAUUCCUCUUCACCAUCAAUAAAGGAGCAAAUAAAUUGCUGGUCUGCUUUGAGAGUAUGCAAAGUGCCUACAGAGCCGUAAAUGCUCAAACAAACGCUGGUGUCUGUAUAACAUGGAAUGACGUCCGGCUUUACAACAAUGGCUAUUUUCGCAAGUACCAGGAUUACACUCUUCUCAAAGAUCAGACCUGGAUAAAACACUUCAGCCUGAAGAAGCCGAAAAUGUCAUCAAUGUCUUCACAAUCUCAUGAAAAGCGUUGUAGCAAAGUGGUUAGAAUCUAA
Candidula unifasciata is the source of this 882-nucleotide messenger RNA. The record is from the annotation of a GenBank genome assembly. NCBI's taxonomy places the organism in Eukaryota, Metazoa, Mollusca, Gastropoda, Stylommatophora, Geomitridae.